AUGAAGCGUUCUGCGCCGGGAGACCAUUUCACGCCGACAAUGCGCAAGCGCUCCAAAUAUGACGAUCUACAAACCGACCAGACGGUUGACAAUGACGAACUGGACGAAGACGUCACCCAGCUACGCUCCCCCAGUCCACAGUCGAUCAUGGGUCGGCACGUGCGCGAGAUCCUCGAGAUGCUGAGUCGCGUCGAGUCUCAGGUUGAAUACCUACAGGAGGAACGUGAAGAAAUACUUAGGGCGCACGAGAAAGACGUGGAACGGUACGAGGAUCGUAUUGAUGUGCUUGACGAGGAGGUUCGGUAUCAACAAGCAGUCAUCGAUGUCAUGAGCAACGACGUCGAUCGGCUCGAGGAAGAGACGGCGGGACAGAAAAAAGAGAUCGAAGAGUUCAUUGAACAAGCACGUCGUGAUACUGUUGCGCGGAACAAUCGCCUUGCUGCAUUGAAAGACCAGAUUAUUGGACUUGUUGAAAACGCUAAGUUGUAG
Messenger RNA from Suillus subalutaceus, 489 nucleotides. RefSeq lists its product as uncharacterized. The transcript has 2 exons. The coding region runs from base 1 to 489 and encodes 162 amino acids. The record is from RefSeq and is a predicted model, not a curated record. NCBI's taxonomy places the organism in Eukaryota, Fungi, Basidiomycota, Agaricomycetes, Boletales, Suillaceae.